AAACUACAUCUUCAUGAUUCCAUGGCAUUGAGCCGUGGAGGGUUAAAGCGGUGCCAAACCGCGUUCUUUCUCCCAAGGCCGGGUUCCUUUUCCGUGGCUCUUUAAGCGCAAGAGGAGGUUCUUGUUUGGGGUUUUGUUCCGCGUGUGAAAGGGAGGCCAUGCCGCUAGAGGGCUCUGGCCAUUGUCAAAAAAAAAGGAAGAGAGGAGACACACACGCACACACACACGCAGAGGGGACUGCUCGUUUUCCCCCCUUUUUCUGCCGCUGACGAGUUUUGGGGGCUGAACUUCCCAGGUCAGAACCAGCGAGAAGGGAAAAGCCCUGUUGUUGUUUCGCCUGCUUGCGUUGCAGCCGCCGACGCCUUGGCUCGCUUCGGAUUUGAAGAGCUCUCCUUUGGCUUUCCCGCCCGCCCGAGCCUUUUUUUCCUCCCUUCUUUAAAAGGGCGAGACUUUCCAACUCUUGCUUCAGCCCGGAAGCCACGAAAAAGACUUUGAUUUCCAGAGGCCACAGCCUUCUGCAGAAGUGACUGAUGUAUUUUGCUGAGAUACAGUGGGCCCUUCUGGACCCAUGCCAGAGACCUGUCUACAGGGACAUUGUGCAGGACAAUUAUGGGACUCUACUCUCGCUAGAUGGAGGAAAUAUGAACUCCAAUCCACAGCCUGGAGGUACUGAAGCCAUGCAAACCCAGAAGCAGGUCCUGGGCCGAACCAAUGGGUCUUCUUUCCCAAGCCAUAGUCAAGCUGGGCAGCAAGGGGAGGAUCCAGGGAAAGGAUGGGCCAAACCACCUCUUCUUCCUCCAGCGCCAAAGGACAACCCUCCUCUCCCACCCCGGGUAUAUAUGGGGCCCAGUUCCAGCUUGUGCGUACAAUGUGGGGAGAGCCUUGCCCAGGCUCAACAGAACCUAGUCCAGGCUCAGCAAAGCCUUGCCCAGGCUCAACAGGGCCUUGCCCAGCCCCAGAAAGCAUCCCGCUUGGCUGAUAAGCUGUACCCAUGCGCUGACUGUGGGAAGAGCUUUGGCGUGAGCUCUCACCUUACCAUUCACCGGAGAAUCCACACUGGAGAGAAACCGUACGAGUGCAGCGAGUGCGGAAAGCGGUUCAGCCAGAGCUCAACCCUGGUCCUCCACCGCCGCAUCCACACUGGGGAGAAGCCUUACAAGUGCGCCGAUUGUGGGAAAUGCUUCUCUGUAAGUUCCCACCUCACCAAGCAUCAGAGAGUCCACACGGGCGAGAAACCCUACGAAUGCCAAGCGUGUGGGAAAAGGUUCAGCCAAAGCUCCACUCUUAUCCUCCACCAGCGAAUCCACACCGGAGAGAGGCCUUAUAAAUGUGACGAAUGUGGGAAAACCUUCAGUGUCAGCUCCCACCUUACCAUCCACCAGAGGAUCCAUACCGGGGAGAAACCGUACCGCUGCAUGGAAUGUGGGAAGUGUUUCCGACAGAGGUCCGGCCUCAGCACGCACCAGAAAACCCACAUGAUCCUUGUGAGGCCUUACAAGUGCCCACCUUAAGACCAGGCCCUGAACCAGCUUGCCAAGUCACGUCAAACCUUUGUCUAAUGAUACAAAACAACAAUAAGACAGAGACUGAACACAUUCAAAAGUCUCUGCUUUUGGAAAUACAAAAAUUCACCAAACUGAAAAACUAUCCAGAUUUGUUUCUGUAAUGUCAAACAAGAAUGGGAAAAGACAUAUGGAAACCUUAAUUUGCCUUAAUUUGCAUGCUUUAUUGUAGAUCCACCUCUGAAGAAAUGAGGAAUUUUGUUCAACACAUUUGUGGUGAUAGUUUAGAAUAUGGGUGUGGGGAUUCUUGAGACAAUAGAAAUUGAUAGGCGCAUGGGAGAUGGAGUCUGGAUACUACGACAAUGGCUAUUUCUUUUUUUAAAAGUUACUUGUUGAGCCUGCCUUGACAGUAACAUUCAAUGGAGCUGGAAGUCUAUCCAUGUUAGAGGCUUUCAGUUUUUGGAUCAGAAUUGGUCAGCCUUUUGCCCAUUGCUGAAUAUUAGCAGAAUCUCACUCCAUUUCAUAAAAGUCUGACAGCCAGUAUAUGAGACUUUGGGUACUGCUCAUUGGGUGGAUCCAUCCCUCACUGCAGUAUACAGAGUUAAGACCUUUCAGAGGUGACCUUUGUUGGUUAUUUGUUGCAUGAGAUCCAGAUGCGGUCACUCAAAUAAAACACUUCUGUGUCAAAAGAGAUGGCAUUUCCCAAGGAAGCCCAUUUCAGUAUUGCAUUCCCAGGGACACUGCCAUUGAGUUUUGCAGGCUGUAUGACCAUGUUCCAGAAGCAUUAUCUCCUGAAGGCUCCCUCCUGAAAGCCUUUGACAGCAAAUUGAACAUUGCCAUUGUGUCUCCAGCUAGCUUUCUGGAGAGCUGCCUGAAGAGCGUGUUUGUCCAUCAUAACGUGUGUCACAAACACUGACUGGCUAGUGCCUGUGACGUCAUGGAGGCUCUUUUACUUGCCGCCCUUUUUCUGGGGCGUUCCACAUGUGAGGAAACAUUUCUGUAAAUAUUUCAAAAGGAGACAGUGAAGAGAUUAAAAGGGUGCAAUGCCAACAAGACUAUAGAUGCUUCUUUGCAGCAAUGCUCUGCCAUUUUACAAACCUGUUAUUUUGCUCUGUGGCUCCAUCUGUUAUUGUUUUAAAAAUGAUUUUUAUUGUACUUGUCGGUUACUUUCUGUAUUAUAUGAUUCUAAGCCUCAUCAGUAAGAAGGUUAGGGGAUUGUUUGCAUUGGGAUUGAGGCACAGAUAAUAAUAUCUCAAGUUGCUUGUUCAAAUACAGUCAGCCUUCCACAUUCAAAGGAGUUAAUGGCACAGGACACUGGUGAAAGUGAAAACCUGGGAAUAAAGAAAUGUCAGUUUCUUUACUUAAGAGAACACCUUGUUAGGAAUUUCUUUGUCCUUCAGCACAACUCUGAGGUCAGUAUCUGCUGGAAGCUGGCUAUUGAUCCACACUGGGGGAACUAGAGAUUCCUAGGGAUUGCAUUUUAAUUAAAUCUACAAAGUCAGAGACAAGUUUAGAAAGCAUGUCACCCUCUUCUUCAUAAUAUGUGGGCAGCAUAUCUGUGUUACUGUUGUUGGAUAAGAACCAGACCUUAGGCAAAGUUGUUGUUUUUUAGACUGCAGUUUCCAGAAUUCCCCCAACCAGAAUGUCUUAGUAUAAUGCUUGCUAGGGGAUUUUGGUCACUGUAGCAGAAAUUUCUCUGAGCUCGCACAGAUAUAGCACUAAAGAAGCAGUCUAUUUUUCAUUCAUUUCCAGUUGUCUGGAUGCCUGUUAGAUAGCUGAACACUCCAUUUACGAGACAAUUGUAGUUUUAAUGGGUUCUUCCUUUCCAUUUGUAUUUUUUUCUUCUCAACGGUCAUUUAUAUUUCUUCACCCACAAAUCUUGCAGUAAUGCCUAGCUUCAUAAUUGCCAUGGCUUCAUUCAAUGUGUAUUAAAAUUCAAAGAACUGCA
Molecule: messenger RNA, 3450 nt
Organism: Anolis carolinensis (green anole)
Lineage: Eukaryota; Metazoa; Chordata; Lepidosauria; Squamata; Anolidae
Product: zinc finger protein 239
Exons: 3
Coding region: 531-1511 (326 amino acids)
Biological process (GO): regulation of transcription by RNA polymerase II
Cellular component (GO): nucleoplasm
Molecular function (GO): DNA-binding transcription repressor activity, RNA polymerase II-specific; RNA polymerase II cis-regulatory region sequence-specific DNA binding
Source: RefSeq, a predicted model, not a curated record